AUGAGCGAUGAGAAUAACGGCAAACAUGUACACCCGUUUCUAAGCAAGCAUGUGCCAUCACAGAUCAGCAACACACAGAAACUGUGCUACAGACAUCGACCCGACUUGGUCAAGAAUCGAGGGCCAGAUGAGUUUAUCCAUGUUCAAGCAAUACAGGCACAAAUGGAGAAACUAGCAACUUCUGAUAAAGAAGCCAUCUCUCAUAUAUGGUCGUUAUUUGCAGCAGCACCAGCAGAUCAGCGAACGCUGAUAUUGAAAGGACUCGUCUCUACAUGUUGUAUGCCUCAACUUUCGUUUCUCCACAAUGUCACCAAACCACUCUUGCGCAUUGAUUUUGUCUCUAUUCUACCCAUUGAAGUGGUGCUGUCCAUCUUUUCGUAUCUAGAUGCAACUACCCUGUGCCAUGCGGCUCAAGUAUCUCAAACAUGGAAAAAAUUGGCAGAUGAUGACUCCCUGUGGCACAGAAUGUGCGAGCAGCAUAUAGAUAAAAAGUGUGCAAAGUGUGGUUGGGGCCUUCCCCUGCUGGACAAGUCCCGUUCACAAGCUGUGAGAAAACGACCAUUACUCACGCCCAUUCAGCUUGCAUGCGGUCCUUCUUUCACCGCCAACCAAACCGAGAGCAAUGAUGCUGGCAGCAACAAGCGCCGUAAAUCCAACCACCAUGACACUGUAACAACAAGUCUCUCUGAAGCGCCUAUCAUGCAGCAGCAACAGCCAGCAUUACCAUCCGCACCCGCUUCUAUUGCCAAAAGACCUUGGAAAGAUGUCUAUAGUGAACGGCUUGUUGUAGAAAGAAAUUGGCGCAACAACAACCACACAUUACUUACGUUACAAGGAGGGCACACGGAUGGCGUGAUGUGCGUUCAAUUUGACGAAAUUUUGAAAAUUGUGGUUACCGGCUCAUUUGAUAAAAGUGUUUGUGUUUGGGACCUUGAUACGGGCGCAUUACGCCAAACACUAAGAGGACACUCGCGAUGUGUUAGAGCACUGCAAUUUGACGAUGCUAAAUUGGUGACAGGUGCCAUGGACAAUACGCUCAAGAUUUGGAACUAUCAGACAGGUCAAUGUAUCCGCACAUUGGAGGGUCACACAGGUGGUGUUCUUAGUCUGCAUUUUGACUCUCGUAUAUUGGCAAGUGGAUCGACAGAUCAUACCAUCCGCUUAUGGAACUUUCAAGUAGGCGAGUGUUAUACGCUUUCGGGACACACAGAGUGGGUCAAUUCGGUGCGCAUCUGCCACCAAGGCACCAUGCUUGUGUCCAGCAGUGAUGAUUCCACAGUGCGAUUGUGGGAUCUGCAAACUCGGUCUUGCAUUCGCGUGUAUCGUGGCCAUGUGGGCCAGGUACAAGUCGCUCUUCCAAGUCCUCAUGGGUUCAGACAUCGCCUUGAAAGCAACAUAGCAGACACAAACGCAUUCCAUCAAACCUCAUCAGCAUCAACAUCUACAUCAUUCACAGCAUCAUCCGCAUCCACGUCAUUACAGCAACAACAACGUCCUGGCUGUGCAGUCAGUGUUAACACGACCCCUCUAAACUACAACGCAACAUCACCCAACAAUGUCCAGCCUUUUCCAUCCAGUAGCAGCAGCACACCACACUACAAAAAAUCAACAGAAGCAUCCGAUGCGCCUAUUAUCAUUUCCAGCGCACUGGACAACACCAUCAAGAUAUGGAACAUAGCAACUGGCGCUUGCCUCAAGACGCUGUUUGGCCAUGUUCAAGGUAUUUGGGGCCUGGCAUUCGACAAACUUCGCAUUGUGUCUGGCUCGCACGACAAGACAAUACGAGUUUGGGACACGGAAACAGCGACCUGCCUCUACGCAUUGGAAGGACAUCAUGGGCCUGUUACAGCGAUUGCCCUCAGUGACACCAAGAUUAUAUCUGCCUCUGACGAUGGCCAAGUCAAGAUUUGGGAUUUUGGAUUCAACAACAAUGUAAAUAAAUGA
This is a messenger RNA of Mucor velutinosus, 1944 nucleotides long. It is a transcript of the gene SNRNP25, whose product is annotated as U11/U12 small nuclear ribonucleoprotein. The coding region runs from base 1 to 1944 and encodes 647 amino acids. Gene Ontology annotation, molecular function: protein binding. The record is from RefSeq and is a predicted model, not a curated record. The transcript is spliced from 2 exons. NCBI's taxonomy places the organism in Eukaryota, Fungi, Mucoromycota, Mucoromycetes, Mucorales, Mucoraceae.